GUCAAAUAUUCCAAGUACAGUAUAUGCCGUCAAGGUAAUAUUAAUAACAAAGUGUGAGUGACAUUUAUGUCUGAUAUCCAUUGAAUGUUGGAUGUUUAUGCUGUAACAGAAUUUUUAAGUGGAUUACUAAUUGUGAAAACUAAUUAAUUUCAAUAUGAAGACAGAUAUUGUUAUUGUUUCUGCUGUUCGUACACCAAUUGGAUCAUUCUGUGGAUCAUUGUCUACCGUAAAGUCACACGAGCUAGGCUCAAUAGUCAUCAAGGAAGCGUUAAAGAGAGCUUCAGUCGAUCCUGCAGAUCUAUCUGAAGUUAUAUUUGGCCAGGCACUAACAUGUGGACAAGGCCAGAACCCAGCACGUCAGGCAGCGGUCAGAGCAGACGUACCUCUCUCUGUGCCUGCCUAUCUUGUCAGUGUGCUAUGCGGCUCUGGACUUAAGUCGGUUGUCGUGGGAUGUCGUAAUAUAUUGGCUGGUGAUGCCAAAGUGGUGCUCUGCGGGGGCAUGGAGACUAUGUCUGGGGCCCCACACUUUACACACCUGCGUGCGGGGGUCAAGUUGGGGGCGGCCACUCUCACUGAUCAUAUCCUCAAUGAUGGACUCACUGAUGCCUUCCACAAUAUACACAUGGGCGAGACUGCUGAGAAUUUAGCAGUCAUGUACAACAUAUCAAGAGAAGAACAAGAUAAGCAAGCUCUAGAAUCCCAACAGAGGGCUGCCAAAGCUUUGAAAGAAGGACAUUUCACUGAUGAAGUUGUUCCUGUCACAAUUAAAACAUCAAAAGGGGAACAAGUUUUGUUGGAGGACGAGUAUCCAAAGCCCAAUACCACUCUUGAGUCAUUGGCCAAACUUGAACCGGUUUUUGUCAAGGGGGGGACAGUGACAGCUGGUAAUGCGUCGGGAAUGAACGAUGCAGCAGCUGCUGUGGUUCUGAUGUCUGCUGAGGAAGCUGGUGUACGAGGAUUGGCACCCCUGGCUCGUGUUGUGGCAUACAGUGAGGCUGGCUGCAACCCUAAGAUCAUGGGCAUCGGGGUAGUUCCUGCUGUCAAAAUGGUGCUAGAGAAAGCAGGUUGGACAAAGGACGAUGUGGAUGUUUACGAACUCAAUGAAGCAUUUGCAGCUCAAGCUCUGGCCGUUGUGAGAGAGCUAGGAGUAGAUCCGGCCAAGGUAAACAUCAAUGGAGGAGCCAUAGCCCUGGGCCAUCCCAUCGGAGCUUCGGGUACCAGAGUGCUGGUAACACUGCUGUAUGCUCUUCGCCGCUCCGGUGGUAAACGUGGGGUCUGCUCUUUAUGUGUGGGAGGAGGAAUGGGCAUAGCAAUGGCGGUUGAAAUCAUCUGAACAAUAAUACUUUCAUGCCUCAUUAAGUGUCAAACAUAAGGCUUUAACGGCUUAUUGUUUUUUGUAUUUAUGUAUACACAUAUUGUGUGAAGAAUUGUGAGCUAAACAAAUUACUCGCUUGAAUAAAUAAAUUCUUAAAAAUUAU
Macrosteles quadrilineatus (aster leafhopper) is the source of this 1478-nucleotide messenger RNA. Its product is annotated as acetyl-CoA acetyltransferase, cytosolic-like. The record is from RefSeq and is a predicted model, not a curated record. The coding region runs from base 155 to 1333 and encodes 392 amino acids. Gene Ontology annotation, molecular function: acetyl-CoA C-acetyltransferase activity. Gene Ontology annotation, biological process: fatty acid beta-oxidation. The transcript is spliced from 8 exons. NCBI's taxonomy places the organism in Eukaryota, Metazoa, Arthropoda, Insecta, Hemiptera, Cicadellidae.